UUUAAAGUUGUUUUUAUAGUCAAAAUGUGAUAGUUAGAGUUGUAAUUUCGAGCCUCGAUGGAUACUUUUUAGAGAGUAAAAUGAUAUUAAGGUUUGAAUUUUGAGGUGAUAUUUAAGUAAUUGUUUUGAUUUUGGGGGAGGCGCACAUGAAAAAGUAGACCCAAGAAGAGAGGCCUACUAAGAUUCAGCCACCCCUCACCUAUUAAUUGAAAACCCUAGAGAAACGAAGAAGAAGACGACGACGAUAGCCGCGAAUAUGGUGUCCGGUUCCGGUAUCUGUGCUAAGCGCGUCGUCGUUGACGCCAGGCAUCACAUGUUGGGAAGGCUCUCUUCCAUUAUCGCCAAAGAGCUUCUCAAUGGUCAGAAAGUCGUGGUCGUCCGAUGCGAGGAGAUCUGCAUCUCCGGUGGGUUGGUCCGCCAAAAAAUGAAGUACAUGCGUUUCUUGAGGAAGCGAAUGAACACCAAGCCUUCUCACGGCCCCAUUCACUUCCGUGCUCCCGCUAAGAUCCUUUGGCGCACCAUUCGUGGGAUGAUUCCCCAUAAAACUAAGCGUGGUGCGGCGGCGCUUGCGCGUUUGAAGGCGUACGAGGGUGUUCCUCCUCCGUACGAUAAGAUGAAGAGGAUGGUCAUCCCUGAUGCCCUCAAGGUCUUGAGGCUUCAAGCUGGACAUAAGUACUGCUUAUUGGGAAGACUCUCUUCGGAGGUUGGAUGGAACCACUAUGAUACCAUCAAGGAACUCGAGAGGAAGAGAAAGGAAAGAUCCCAGGUUGCAUAUGAGAGAAAGAAGCAGUUAAAUAAGCUGAGGAUUAAGGCCGAGAAGGUUGCUGAGGAGAAGCUUGGUCCCCAACUUGAAGUUAUUGCUCCUAUCAAAUACUAAUUUGUGAUUUUGAUCUCAGAAACAGAGAUACUGAAGAAUUGAGUUGCAGUUGAGUUCAUUUUUCAAUUUUGACAACGUUUAUCUCCUUUUUAGUAGACCAUGAAUCAUCUCUGUAUGCUUCUAGAAUUCUUCAGUUUAGUCAAGUUUUUGAUACCUUUUUGUUAUGCAUGUCCAGUAGAUUCACGAUGCCUGUUUUCAUCCAAGCAAAAAUGUUUUGAUUCCUUUGCUAUGCCUAUCGUUGUGUUUAAACUCUGCAGUUGAUUAAACAUGGAUUGGCUUGAAAAAUUAGUCA
Molecule: messenger RNA, 1169 nt
Organism: Cucumis melo (muskmelon)
Lineage: Eukaryota; Viridiplantae; Streptophyta; Magnoliopsida; Cucurbitales; Cucurbitaceae
Product: 60S ribosomal protein L13a-4
Exons: 4
Coding region: 257-877 (206 amino acids)
Biological process (GO): translation; negative regulation of translation
Cellular component (GO): cytosolic large ribosomal subunit; ribosome
Molecular function (GO): structural constituent of ribosome; mRNA binding
Source: RefSeq, a predicted model, not a curated record